Molecule: messenger RNA, 474 nt
Organism: Aspergillus viridinutans
Lineage: Eukaryota; Fungi; Ascomycota; Eurotiomycetes; Eurotiales; Aspergillaceae
Exons: 2
Coding region: 1-474 (157 amino acids)
Source: RefSeq, a predicted model, not a curated record
AUGUCCACUGUUUUCCCAACUUGGCCUCACAUCCUCUUUGCCGUCAUAGAGCCGAUCACCCUUAUCGGGGGUUGGGCUCUCCCCUUCUGGGACCUCAAAGCGUUCAUAACAGAUCAAAUUCCUGGUCUCGCAGGCCCUGAAUCCAUCCACCCAACCAGCGCAGCCCUCGCCUUCCAGCUAGCAAACCUCUAUGGUCUCCUCAGUAUCCUAGGCAUCGGAAUCUGCUACUCGACCACCGAGCCCAGGGUGCUGCGUAACUACCUCUAUGCUCUGGCCGUCGCGGAUGUGGGCCACAUCUACGUGACGUACUGCUGCAUGGGUCAUGACAGAUUUGUCGACGUUAUGAAUUGGAAUGUUUUGACCUGGGGGAAUGUGGCGAUCACGGGUUUUCUGAUGAUCAAUCGAAUUGCUUAUUUGGCGGGCUUGUUUGGAGAGGCGAGGGCGCCGGCGAAUAAAAUCCAGAAGGGGGCUUGA